GCUAUCUUUGCUGGGUGGUCUCUGAUUUGUCCUCAAAUGCCUCUUCUACUUUUCAGAACGUCUCUUUUAUUUGUUUUCUUGAUAUAUUUCCUAGUUUUACUUGAGAUUUUUUGUUUGCUUUUUUGUUGGUAAUCGAUCAGGUGCUUUUCCUUCUGGAGACUGAUCGGUUAUCAGUAGCAUAUCUCGGUUAUUGUUCUCUCUUUCUGCAUAAUGUUGAUUAAGUCUUCUCCAUGCAGGGUUCUUGCAGCUGUUGCUAGGAGAUCAGAACAAGAUACUGAAGGCACAGAUGACAAGAUCAAGAAUGCACCAGACAGUGCUAAGAGAGACCGUUCGAUGCCAGAUCUCUGUGUCAUAUGCCUUGAGCAGGAGUACAAUUCCGUCUUUGUCCCGUGUGGGCAUAUGUGUUGCUGUACAACAUGCUCAUUGCAGUUGACAAAUUGUCCACUUUGUCGGCGGCAGAUUGAGCAAGCUGUGAAGACCUUCCGCCAUUGAAUUAAUUGUAUUGCAGUUUGGAUCUGAUAAAUUCGGAUGUAGUCAAGGUUGGGAAGGCUAAAUUCCGUUCUGGCUGCAUUGCUUCUCAUCUUGCCAUGUAAAUUUUCAUACUACAGAAUUCUUGCAUUAUGCUCGUGGUUAACAGGCCAACUUCUUGGAUGUCAUUAGCGACUCCCACAUAAUGUCUCUCAACAACAAGUCUAUCGGUAUACUCCACUAUUGUAAGUUCAAGGUCAGUUGUCGCUUGUCCUUGUAUAUUUGACACGGACCAGCAGGAAUUAUGCGGGUCUCUGUUGCUUCUACCAUUUUGGGAUCAUCUAUUCCAUUCUCUACAAUUUGCUUAUA
This is a messenger RNA of Eucalyptus grandis, 837 nucleotides long. RefSeq names its product E3 ubiquitin-protein ligase SP1. The coding region runs from base 211 to 492 and encodes 93 amino acids. NCBI's taxonomy places the organism in Eukaryota, Viridiplantae, Streptophyta, Magnoliopsida, Myrtales, Myrtaceae. The transcript is spliced from 3 exons. The record is from RefSeq and is a predicted model, not a curated record.